AAACAGAAAAUCGCCCAAUCAGAAGUUGGCAGAGUGGUCUCAUCCAAAAGGAUUUUUCACGACUUUCAAGAGCGAAUGAUACACUGGAUGGAUCAAAACUACAGUCGAAUACUUGAUCUGUUUCGAAGGUUUGACUCAGACAACAGCGGCACAAUUUCAUACGACGAGUUUGCGGCUGGUAUGAAAGAUCUAGGUGAGCUUGUUAUUACCACUUUUUUUCUUGCUUUCUUUUUUUUUUAAAGGUAAUUACAAAUCAGUAGCCUAAUGUAAAUAAAUGCUCGGUGAAUUCGCUUACUUGAAAUGAUCUGAAUUACGGUUUAAGCGUUCAUUACUUUAAAGAAAAACUGAAUCAAGUAAAAUUAAUACAGUCUUAAAUGUAAAGUGUAAAGUAGAUUUUUCCUCAAAAAUCGUACAAAAAAAAUUAUCUUUGAGCGCGGUAUGUCUUACUGAUCUAGAUUGCGAUUGUCGAUCAGUAGAUGACGUAAAAAUAAGAUCAACAUAAAAUGUAAAAAUGUCUUGCCAGGGCUUAGGUAAUACGGUAGAGCACGACAAUUUUGCAACCGAGAUGUUUUAAUUUGGUUUCUUUUUUUCCAAUUGAAAAUCAUAUUUCCAUGGCUGAAAAAGCACUGAGCUGAUCGAACACUGUAAAGGCAAAUGAAAUAACUGGUGUCUAAUUCGCCCGACUGAGACUGGUAUAGAUUGACGGUACAAUCUAGUGUUAAGCAGAUUAAAUUUCUACUCGCCAUUUUGAAGGACGAGUUUACUAUUGUUGCUAGACGACAAAAAAAAUAUAGGGACGGGGUGGGAGGGGAGGGGAGGUCCUUGUCCAGCCCCUAAGGUAUGUCAGAUCAAUUUAAGUUUUUUUGGUUGACUUCUCGCUCGGUCACAUGAUCACUGAAUACACAAUAAUUGUGGGAAGGGAGGAGACUAAAUUUGUCUAUGAAAAUGACUUCGAAAGAGAAUGCAAAAAUGCAAUUUCUUAAAUGAAAAUUUCAGACAGCAUAUCGCCUUAUGAGAAAACAAACUUCCGUUUCGCCAUACACGAAAAAGAACUUUCGAGAAAUUUGGAUAUAUUAGCCUCCCCGCAGCUUUCCAUUGCUAGCGCUGCAAGACGCGCCUUUCUCCGACCUCGGAGAGGUUUGAGACGAGUUGGACACUGGUUUCUCGGGGUCUGACACUAAUAAUAAAUCAUUAUCCGCGCUUAGGCCUGUCCAGAUUCUGUUUGUAAAAUACUGGAAAGUUCCUAACUGGGAUGCCAAAAAGUUGCUAAAAAAUGCCAUAAGUCCAAAAAGUUGCGACCUAAAUUUCCAAAGUUGCUUCUUAAAUUCUGGAUAAUUUUUAUGAACGUUAAUUAAAAGCUAUAUUUUUCGUUCUUCGUAGUAACAAACUUAGCUUUAAAGGGUUGCUCUCAAAUAAGGGCGGUUUCUAACCAUCCAUUUCCGUUAGAGGAAAGUAAAUUAACAAAGACAGCCAUUUUGGUGCGUCGUUUUAACCGAUUAUCCGUUCUAAUAUUACAAAAUAGGCCUGCGAAACAUUCAAGUAAUCGGCAUAAAUCAAAGUUUUUAUAAAAUCGUCAACUUCAUCGUGCUUGAAGUGUGCUCUAAACCUAAAAGUUGCCAAACAUUGCUCAGAAAGGCAAAAAAUUGCUCGAGGUUGCUUAAACCGCAAAAAGCUGCUCCAAACGCCAAAAGUUGCUCAAAAGUUGCUGAGCAAAAUCAGGUCAAACCUAAUAAUGCUACACCCCUUGAAGACCUCUUACCUGCUAGCAUUGGUUAACGCUUCAUACUUUCCCGCCAGCGAAGAAACGCUCGUGCUGAUGCACUAAUAGUAAGGGCCUAUGCAUGCGCGCGGGCUAAGAAUACAUUAGCCCACGCCCAGAUUAGUUUCCUUCUUCAACGCUGCAAUUUUUAUGAGUAUUAUUACUUUCCUUUUUCCUUUUUAUCCUUUUUAGGUGCCCCUGCCACUAAAGUAGAAAUCUAUAUUAUGGCCACGUCCUUAGACUCAGACGGCGACAAAGAGAUCGAUUAUCGCGAGUUCAAGAAGAUGCGACGGCGGAUUAAAGCGAGCGCGCCGAUCGAGAAGGCCGCCGAACUAGAAGAAUACGAAGAACCGACGGCUCAGUUACAGUCAUGCCCCAAGUGCAACGUGGGAUUAUGGGAACCUGUGGUCGAGGACGUUACUGGGUAAGAGUUCGUGUUGGCGUUAAUUAUACGCGUGAAAGAGGCCUAGAUUGAAUUGCAUGAGAGAUUUUGUUCUAUAGAGGCUUAAAGCCAAAAAAAAACCCGAUAUGCUACGACACUUCGAGGAUAAACUUCAAGGAAUGGCGAGAGGGGACUAAAUUGAGAAGACACACCCUGUCUUUACCCAAUCCUCUCUCUUCCAAAGUUGUCGCUCAGUAUCGAGAGAACUGGUCACGCUCUUAUUCGAGAGCGUUUGUGUCAAGGAAAAACUGUCAACUGCUGCCUGUGUGUGCUAGAGGAGACGACUUGCAAUUAAAUUGGUUUCGAUUCGGAGACAACCAAUAGAAAAGCGCUCCGGGGUAACGAAACAGUUUAGUAUGGGUUUAGAUAAUGUUUUCUGUUUCCUUGUUUGUAGGUACGUUGUGCUGGAUUUGCACAGUGUUUCCUUGCAAGAUGUCACCUCAAUUCCGGGAUAUAUUAGUGCUCAGGUCCCUUCCAACAUUUCUAUUUAUGGCAUAACGCUGAUCGUCAAGCGCGAACUGGGACCGUGCACUUUAAAUAUCAGAAUAUUUCAGUCAAACGAAAAUGGAGAAAAACAGGAAAUGGAGAGUAGCAAGAAACUUAAAGAUUUCGGAUUUCUAGGAACUUUGCCACCAGACGAACCACGCCAACUUACGCUGUACUACGAUUAUGACUAUCCGUUCCUGGACUGCCCGCUGCUUAUGGCAAACUUUUCUAUCUAA
This is a messenger RNA of Pocillopora meandrina, 2923 nucleotides long. NCBI's taxonomy places the organism in Eukaryota, Metazoa, Cnidaria, Anthozoa, Scleractinia, Pocilloporidae. The record is from the annotation of a GenBank genome assembly.